Molecule: messenger RNA, 1314 nt
Organism: Priceomyces carsonii
Lineage: Eukaryota; Fungi; Ascomycota; Pichiomycetes; Serinales; Debaryomycetaceae
Exons: 1
Coding region: 1-1314 (437 amino acids)
Biological process (GO): transmembrane transport
Cellular component (GO): membrane
Molecular function (GO): transmembrane transporter activity
Source: RefSeq, a predicted model, not a curated record
AUGGAGCAAGACGAUCACAUUUCAAACGACGCCAAUGCUAUAAGCUCUCCUUCCCUGAAAUAUGUCCCUUUUAAGGUCUCUGAUAUUAAGAAGUCGCUUCUAUCAAAUAAAGAUGGUUUGUUGGUCCUUAUUUCAGGUUUCAUUUGCAAUUUUAUGGUUUUUGGGAUAGGAUUUACCUACGGUGUGUUUCAAGAGUAUUAUACAUCGAGCAAUGGUCCAUUGAGUCUGUAUUCUGAUUCUAAGGUGGCUAUAAUAGGCACCUUAUCUACGGGUCUCACAUAUAUAUUCGGAAUUUUCAACAAGUCGUUGAUGAAAUAUUCUAGUCCUAAAACAGUCAUGUUCGUGGGAAGCAUAAUAAUGUCAUUGGGAUUAAUUUUAGCGGGCUUUUGCAAUCAUAUAUAUCAAUUCAUCUUGACUCAAGGUGUGAUGUUUGGAAUUGGAUCGAGCCUUGUAUACUUACCACCAGUGGUCUGUGCACCUCCAUUUUUUACACAACACAGGGCAAUUGCAAUGGGAUUUUUGUUCAGUGGAACAGGGUUUGGUUCUUUAGCUAUCUCCUCUUUAAGCAGGUUUUUAAUUGCAGCAAUCGGCUGGAGGUGGUGCUUAAGAGUUCUUGGACUUAUCAACUUAAUCUUCACGAUCUUUGCUAGCUUUAUUGUGGUGGUACCGGAGGGAAUGAAUUUUAAAGAAGGAAAUAAAGUAAUUAGCUUGGGCCAAUUGAAAUCAUGGAAGGCUAUCUUUAUAUGCCUAGGAGGGUUGUUUCAAUCCGCGGGAUAUUUGAUUCCCUUAAUCUAUAUGUCAAAGAUGGCCAAAACUUUAAAUUUCACCAAUAGCCAGGGUGCCUUGUUUAUUGGUGUUAAUAACGGUGUUAAUGCUAUCUUCAAAAUUAUUUUAGGCUACGCGGGAGACAAGCUUGGACGAAUGAACACGAUUAUAGCUUGCAGCGUUGUGAGUGCUGUAACCAUCUUAGGAUUAUUGGGUACAGUAUCUAGAGACAGUUACAUCUCCUUCGUCGUGUUUUAUGGAGUUUUCUCCGGGGUUAUCGUGUCCUUGCUACCAACUUGCUUGGUGGAAUUGUUUGGAAUUGCGAAUUAUCAGGCAAUGAGUGGCUUGAUGUACUUUAGUAGGGGCAUCGGUAAUAUGUUAGGAUCGCCAUUGGCCGGUCUAAUGAUUUCGAACGACGGUUUAAGUUUUACUGAUUAUAAGUUUCCUAUAUUAUACAAUGGUCUCUUAUUAGUAGCUAGUGCGUCAUGCUUAGCUGUUCUCAGAGUUGUGGUGAGUGCCGAGAGACAAGUAACAGGGUGGAAAUUUUAG